Messenger RNA from Numida meleagris (helmeted guineafowl), 2570 nucleotides. Its product is annotated as pleckstrin homology domain-containing family A member 4-like. The coding region runs from base 1740 to 2138 and encodes 132 amino acids. The record is from RefSeq and is a predicted model, not a curated record. Lineage: Eukaryota; Metazoa; Chordata; Aves; Galliformes; Numididae. The transcript has 4 exons.
UGCCCGGUCCUGGCCCCAUUGCGGAAGGAGUUUCAGAGCCUUAACCCCAUGGGGACACGCUGUGGGGACAGCAAGAGCGGGACGGCGCCAGGAUAAUGGGAAUGGGACCAGUAGUGGGGUAACGGGAACAAAUAGUGCUGGGGUAAUGGGAAUAGAACCAGCACUGGGAUAAGGGGAACAGACAGUGCCGGGAUAAUGGGAACAGGCAGCACUGGGAUAACAGGGCUGGGACAAGCACUAGGGUUACAAGACAGUGCUGGGAUAAUGGGACUGGGACAAGGACCAGGGCUAUGGUACAGGACUGGGAUUGGGACUGGAAUAAUGGGAUAGGACUGGGAGCAGUGCUGGGACCAGGGCCAGCUCUGGGAUGAUGGGGUUGGGCUGGGACUGAGACUGGCACUGGAUAACGGGAUGGGACUGGAAGCAAAACCAGCUGCCAUAGAGGUACUGGGGCUGAGGACAGGGAGCGACACUGGGUUAAUGAGAUGGGACAGGAAUUGGGACUGGGACUGGCACUGGGCAAUGGGAUGGGACUGGGGCCAGCAUGAGGAUGAUGGGACGAGGUCAGAACCAGCACUCGGAUCGUGGGAUGGGCACUGAGAUCAGUGCUGGGGUAACAGGACAGGAAUAGGGACCAUCACUGGGAUAAUGCAAUCGGGAGUGGGUCACAGAGAUUAGCAUGGGAAUAACGGGACAGGACCAGAACCACAACUGGGAUGGUGGGGUGGGAAUGGGCAUGCAGAUCAGCACUGGGAUAAUGAAAGUAGGGUUGGAACCAGGACUGCUGUGGUGAUAAUGGUAUGGGACAGUAACAGGAUAACAGGAACCAGUACUGGGAAAAUGGGAUGAGGGCUGAGUCUGGCAUGGGAAUAACGGGGCUGGAAUAAAAGGGUUGGGCCCCCUCCCAGGCCCCAGCUCAGCGCCACAGUGCCCCCGCACACCACAGAAUGGGGCCUCUGUGCUGUGGGGCGGGUGAGGGCUGAAUGGGACCAUUCAUGGUGCCCCCCCCUCCUCUCCAACCACCUCCACAGGGACCCUAUGGCCGACGGCAACGCUGCAACCCCCUGGGGCCCUGGCGGCGGCAUCCAAGUGGGCAUGGGGGACUGGGGGAAAUGGGGGGAGAUAUGGGGGGGUAUGGAGGGUCUAGGGGGAGCUACAGAGGAUAUGGGGGUAUGAGGGAACCAAGGGGACUGGAAGGUACGUGGGGAGGUUGGAGGGGGGGGCAUAGUGGGUACUGAGGAAAUUGAGGUAUCCAGGAGGGGCAUGGGGAGCUAUGGGGGGAUAUAGUAGAGACCAAGGGGACCCAAGUUAGUAGAAGGCAUAUGGGGGAUAUGGGGGGCGCAAGGGGGGUUCAAUGGGGCAUGGGGAAUUAAGGGAGGGUAUGGGUGUCACAUGGGGGCUGGGGUGGGGGGGCAUGAUGACCUAUUGGGGAUAUGGGGGACCAAGGGAGUCUGGAAAUCUAUGAGAUGGUAUAAGGGUAUACAGGGGGGCAGUGGGAGCAUGGGGAUCUACGGGGGAGUAUAGGAGGAUCCAGAGGAGCCAUGGAGAGCUAUGGAAAAAACUGGGGGCUGGGGGGCCAUGGGGAGCUUUGUGGGAGCACCGGGGGGACCAGGGGGCAUGAGGGACAAAGGGGAAUGUGGAAGGGAGUGAAAGAGGACCCUGGGGAGUAGGGGGCCUUGGGGACAAGGCAGGGGGUCACAGGGCCAUGAGGGGAUCCCUCUGAGCCCCCAUCCCUGGUGAUGCCUUGUGCCCAGCCCUGCCGCCCUGUGCCGAGGGUCCACACCUUCGGAAAGGGGGAGCAGGCAAUGCGAAGGGACCCCCGCAUCCCCCCCACCAUGCGGGGCUGGCUGCACAAGCAGGACAGCUCGGGGCUGAGGCUCUGGAAGCGGCGCUGGUUUGUGCUGGUUGAUCUCUGCCUCUAUUACUACAGGGACAGCAGCGAGCAGCAGGUGCGGGGGGGGCUCCCCUUACCCGGCUACAGGAUCCGCAUCCUGGCCCCCACCACCGGCAGCCCUCGCUUCCUCUUCACGGUUGAGCACCCUGGGAUGCGGAGCUAUGUGCUGGGGGCUGACAGCCCUGAGGAACUGGGGGCCUGGACAUGCAGCUUGCGGCACUGUGCCUCGCCCCUGGGGGGGUGAGCACCAAACUGGGAGACACGGAGGGCUGGGGGUUGUGGGGGGGUCAUGGGGAACAUAGGGGCCAUGUGGGGAAGAUGGGGAACAAUACAGAGGGGCUAUAGGGGGCUAUGGAUGGUUAUGGGUGGCUAUGGGGCUCUAUGGAAGGAGUUACAAGGAGUUCAUGGGAGGGCUGUGGAGAAGUUGUGGGUGGACAUGGGGAGGCUAUGUAGGGGUCAUGGAGGGCAGUGGGGGGAUAUGGAGUAGAUAUGGGGAGGCUACAGGAGGUCAUGAGAGCCUAUGGAAAGCCAAGGUGGGACUACGGGGGGGGGGGCGCUAUGGAGCCACCAUGUGGGGCUAUGGGGGACAAUUAGGAGUUGUGAGGCACAAAGUACGGGUUAUAGAGAGUGAUGGACGGAGGUGGGGGGCCAUGGGGCUCCCAUAGGCAGGGCUGGG